Rhincodon typus (whale shark) is the source of this 2185-nucleotide messenger RNA. RefSeq names its product class I histocompatibility antigen, F10 alpha chain-like. Gene Ontology annotation, biological process: immune response. The record is from RefSeq and is a predicted model, not a curated record. The coding region runs from base 171 to 1409 and encodes 412 amino acids. Lineage: Eukaryota; Metazoa; Chordata; Chondrichthyes; Orectolobiformes; Rhincodontidae. The transcript has 6 exons. Gene Ontology annotation, cellular component: external side of plasma membrane.
UUGCAGCUUGAAAUCCGGAAAUUAGUACGUUUCGAUGUCAACAAUAAAAUGGAGGCUCGAUAAACUUGCUGAGUUUUGUUUAAUUUUCUCUUCCAGUCUAUAAACGCUAGUUGUUCCCCCUCCUCAGGAUCUCUCAUUCCCUGUCCCUGAUGGAAUAGUGGAUUCCCAGAAUGUUGCUGAUCAUUUUUUCCAUCUCCCUGUGUUUUUCCUGGUCUACAGAGAACAAAAUCUUUACUGCGGCUUUUAUAGCUGUCUCUGGCACAACUGACCUACCUGAGUAUUUUGGUGUAACAAUGAUCAAUGGAGUUCCUGUGACCUAUUAUGACAGUAAUACCUGUCAGACAGUCUCCUUACAGCAGUGGAUGACAGACUCGUAUGAUGCUAAUUACUGGAAAAUUCUCACAAAGCAAGGGAACGAACAUUCUGACAAGGCAAGGGAGAAUCUGAGGACGGUAAUGAAAAGUACAAACCAAACAUCUGGAGUGCAUAUUUUGCAAUUCAUAAGGACUGUUGAGAUCACUGCUGAUGGCUCCAUUAAGAGAUCGAUGAAUGUUGGAUUUGAUGGAAAGGACUUUAUUAGUUUAGAAUCAGACAGAAUGAGAUGGGUUGCAUCUAAUCACUUUGCAGUGAAGAUCAAGGAGGAAUGGGAUUCUGAUAAAGCAUGGAACAAGCACUGGAAAUGGCACUUGGAAGAGGAACUUGUUGAGCGUUUAAAAUCACGCUUACACUUUGGAAGACAAUAUUUCGGAAGGAGAGUUCAGCCUGAAGUGUUCAUCUCCAGGAGUGAGCCCAAUCGUCAGGACAAGCCACUCACUCUCUCCUGCCUGGUCACCGGAUUUUAUCCUGUAGACAUCGAGGUGACCUGGCUAAGGAAUGGAGAGGUCAUGUCUGAGACACAAUCCUCGGGGAUUCGACCAAACCACGAUGGGACCCAUCAGAUCCAGAAAGAGAUUGAAAUCAAUCCUGGGGAUGAGGAUCAAUAUUCCUGUCAAAUUGAACACAGCAGCCUGUCAGAGGCCAAGUUCUAUCAGUGGGAAAUCCCAGAAAAAAACAGAGCGUGGUCCCAGUUUUCAAUAAUAAUUGGAUUAGUCACUGGCCUGGCUGUUACGUUUGGGAUAAUCAUCUGGAAAAGGCCAUGGAGAGCUCAUCCCAUUCUGGAGACCAGGCCCACUCUCCUUCAACAGGAAGUCAUGGAGAAUAAUGUGGAACUGAAGCUGAUGAGCAUAUCUGAGCCCGAGCUCCAAACACAACCCUUACAGAGAGAGUCAAAUGGUCCACAUGACCUGGAGCAAGGGAAUAAUGCCACAAAUGAAAAAGAGACUCCAUCAGAAACAGACACAUUAAAUCCUGCAAGCAGUGUUUCUGAUGUAAACACAGUGCAACAUCAUCUAGAUAGCAAUGUUACAUAGUUCUUAACCACCGAUGAGGAACAAGAGUCAAUACAGAGUUUAUUGAAACAGCGCAAUCUACAUUGAGAAAGGUCCCUCUUCUAACUGACUAACACAAGACUAAUCUGUGCCCCACCCCUCCCCAGAAUUUGGAGGGACUGACAAUAAUUGCAAGGGACAUAGAAAUUGAAAUUGAUGUGGAUGGCGAGCUGUGUUCACAAGGGAAAGGAAGGUUUGAUCACAUUUACAAUUGUAUUUCAAGAGAAGAUAUUCACAAAUACUGAAUUGGAAAACAUUUUUUUAAGGUUUUCAAAUAGUGAGAGGAAAGAUCAUCACAAAAAGAUCUAGACUGGAAAUUGUGCAGCAUAGGAGGUACCACAUCAAAAUUAGGGAAUGACUCUGAUGCUCCAUGUAAAGGACAAAGACAGUUUUGAUGAGUGUUACUGAUAUGUGUAGCACAAGUGAUGAAUGUGCUGUGCUCCCAUGCACUGGAUAUUCUGCAGGGAGUUAUCAUUUGGGUAAAGGAAGCUCUGAAGGAAUUAACACUUUCAAAUAAUGAGUAUUCUCUGCUUGGAAUUAUUUGGGUAUUUAGGGACAAACUGGGUGACAGAUACCACAGAGGAGUUGGGAACUGUUACUUUUCAGAAUGAAAAGAUUAACAAAUUGUGCUUUAAAUAACAAAUUGAAAGUUCUAUCACUACAAAUUAUUUGACUUAAAGAGUUAACAGUUGGGGGAAGGAUAUUGCUGUGAAUAUCUGUACUGUAGAUCCAUCCAAUAAAUUAUAGACAAUAUUGUU